GUUCUUGGAUGGCGAGUUCUGCGUCAAAGACUUGGGUUCCACCACAGGCCAGUUCCAGAUCUUCCCUGGGCUGAUGAUCAAGCUGGGCGAGACGGAGAUGCAGGUGCUGUCGCAGAACCCCUCGACUCAUGGUAUGGAGUUGUCUGUCAUGUUCUACGAGGGUCCCUUUGCCGGACACAAGGUCACGGUGCCAGCAGCCGGGAUUACCAUCGGCCGGGUGUCUGACAAUACGUUGGUCUUGCUGCAAGAUGGCUUCUUGGAUGAUUGUUUUGUAGGUUUUGGUAAGGAUGCUGCAGGUGUUUCAGAACACGCAUCACAGCAAGAAUGCGACUUCAAUGUUGCUGUUACUGUGUUUAUGACAAUUCCUGUAAAUGCUACUAAGUUACUACCGUAUUGCGACUGCGACUACGACCAGUAUCAUUAUCACUAG
Symbiodinium necroappetens is the source of this 430-nucleotide messenger RNA. The record is from the annotation of a GenBank genome assembly. Lineage: Eukaryota; Dinophyceae; Suessiales; Symbiodiniaceae.